AAUGCCGAUGUUUAGAAUGAUAUCUCGACGAUCUCGGUCGAGUAUAUAAUGGCUGGCGAUUAUUCAAUUACCACAGUUGUCCGUCGACUCUUAACUUUGACACAAGAUGAAAUCCUUCGUAGCAAUCCUCGCCCUCGUGGCCGUGGCAGCCGCCGACGUGUCCCACCUCGCGCGCGUCAACUCUGGUGCCGACCAAGACGCCCAGAUCCUGAGACAAGAAGCCGAUGUCGCCCCAGAGUCCUACAACUACGCUUAUGAGACCAGCAACGGCAUCGCUGCUCAGGAAGCUGGACAGCUGAAGAAUGCUGGCCAAGAGAAUGAAGCCAUCAGUGUUCAAGGAUCCAACUCUUUCACCGCCCCCGACGGCCAACAAUUCUCUCUCCAGUACGUCGCUGACGAAAACGGUUACCAGCCUCAGGGUGCCCAUCUGCCAACUCCCCCCCCAAUUCCAGAGGCCAUCGCCAAGUCCCUGCAGUACCUACAAGCUAACCCCCCUAGGCCUGAGGGCCCAGUCGCCGUCAACUACCAGGCGCAAGCGCAGGCCUACUCCAGACCCAUCCCUGCAAGAUUCACCGCUCUCCAAGGUUAAGAAUAGACGUUCAAAUAAACCAUAGGUACUCAAUUUAUAUCCUUCACUCUCCGUUCUCUAUAAAUUCAAUCAUUCUAGUCGCAGUCUUGAAAUAAAAUACAUAUAAGUAAAUCAUA
Messenger RNA from Plodia interpunctella (Indianmeal moth), 705 nucleotides. Its product is annotated as larval cuticle protein 65Ag1-like. Gene Ontology annotation, cellular component: chitin-based extracellular matrix. The coding region runs from base 107 to 589 and encodes 160 amino acids. The record is from RefSeq and is a predicted model, not a curated record. Gene Ontology annotation, molecular function: structural constituent of chitin-based larval cuticle. NCBI's taxonomy places the organism in Eukaryota, Metazoa, Arthropoda, Insecta, Lepidoptera, Pyralidae. The transcript has 4 exons.